GCUGUGUGCCGAGUUCCCUCCCACCUCUUAAGUCAAUGUUGUGGAGCUGAUCGUGAACGCACCGUGGCUCAGUGCAGUUUUGGCCUGGAGCUGCAAGGAGCGGGGGGAACCCACACAUGCAUCGGCUUCCUCCAGGAGACAGUCGGUGUCUGUCUUCAGUCCUCAGUGAGCUCUUGGUCUCAGAAAGACCGCUGCCUGACAGGAUGGAGGGCAUCUGCUGCGAACGCACCGCACCAGCUGACCAAGUGUUAGUGUGGACCCUGGUGCUCCUGCGCGUCUUUUGACAAGAAAACAGACAUCUGCAUGUCAACAUUUAGUUUUUAAGAGUCAGCUGCUCAGGAAAUGUGUAUUAGUAUCCGCGUGGAUCCACCGACAGCGUUGUCGCCUCUGAUUUUGCGCAAGCCACGAGGCUGUCAGUGGACCGUGUGGUUGGAGGAAACGAGGGACACGAUGCGAACCCGAUUUCCAAGUGCUGCUGUUCCCCCUGAAUAUGUGCGCCGCGCCGCCGCCCGCACCCGCCGCCCCGCCGCCAACCGCUAGCCGCUCUCCGCUCUCGUGGGCGCCAAUCCGCCUGCGAAACAUGUUCAUCCUGUGGGUCCCGGUGAGUUUGUUCCUCGGCUUCAUCAUUUCCCAGACGUGGAGCGUUCAGAUGUCGUGGGAAAACUGGGACGCCGAGCAGAUCCACCGAGGGAACGAGUUUGAGAAGCCGAGCUCCCAGCCGCACAUCGUGUUUAUCCUGGUGGAUGAUCAGGGCUUCCGGGAUGUUGGGUACCACAGCUCCGAGAUCAAAACCCCGACACUGGACCGGCUGGCAGCGCAGGGAGUCAAACUGGAGAACUACUAUGUGCAGCCUCUCUGUAGCCCCUCCAGGAGCCAGCUCAUGACCGGCAGGUAUCAGAUCCACACAGGGCUUCAGCACUCCAUUAUCCGAGCCACCCAGCCCAACUGCCUGCCCCUGGAAAAUGUCACCCUGCCCCAGAAGCUCAAGGAAGCAGGAUAUGCCACUCACAUGGUGGGCAAGUGGCACCUAGGCUUCUACAAGCGUGGCUGUCUGCCCACCCAACGCGGCUUCGACACUUUCUUCGGCUCCCUGCUAGGCAGUGGGGACUACUACAGUCACUAUAAAUGUGAAGGGCCUGGUAUGUGUGGUUAUGAUUUGUAUGAAGGGGAAGAGGCAGCUUGGGAACAGGACCGCGGCUUGUACUCUACUGUGAUGUUUACCCGAAAGGCUAUCAAUAUCUUAGCCAAUCAUAACCCUAGCAGACAACCUUUGUUUCUCUACCUAGCCUAUCAGGCCGUUCAUUCCCCGCUGCAGGUCCCUGCCCGCUUCCUUGAGCGCUACAAAGGCAUUCCGAACUUGCAUCGUCGUAAAUAUGCCGCCAUGGUGUCUUGCCUGGACGAAGCCAUCCACAACCUCACGUUAGCACUAAAACGCUAUGGUUAUUAUGACAACACAGUUAUAGUGUACUCCUCAGAUAAUGGAGGCCAGCCAUUAGCUGGUGGAAGCAACUGGCCCCUGAGAGGGAGUAAGGCCACCUACUGGGAGGGGGGCAUCAGGGCGGUGGGCUUUGUCCACAGUCCGUUGUUGAUGAACAAAGGGACAAAAUGUCGAUCUUUGGUCCAUAUCACUGACUGGUUUCCCACACUGGUGACCCUGGGUGAAGGUACUAUAGAUGAAGAUCUAAAUCUGGAUGGGUAUGAUGUCUGGGAGGCUAUCAGUGAAGGUCGCCCAUCGCCUCGGCAGGACAUUCUUCAUAACAUCGACCCAAUCUACAUCAAAGCCAAGAACGGUUCAUGGAAGGCUGGGUAUGGCUUAUGGAACACAGCAGUCCAGGCUGCACUCCGGGUGGGCCACUGGAAGCUUCUGACUGGUGUUCCUGGUUACAGUGACUGGGUGCCCCCACAGACCUUCUCCAACCAGCGGCUUACCAAUCGCUGGCAUAACGAGCGCAUCCGCUGGGACCGGGGUAAAUCUGUCUGGCUUUUUAACAUCACAGCUGACCCUUACGAGAGAGUGGACUUGUCUCUGCGCUACCCACACAUAGUGAAGAAGAUGCUAAUGCGACUAGCGCACUACAACAAGACUGCAGUGCCAGUGCGCUACCCAGCCAAAGACCUGCGUUCUAACCCUCAGUACAAUGGGGGCGUAUGGGGACCCUGGUACAAAGAUGAAAGGGAAGAGCAGGAGGAGCAUGACAGAUACAAUCAUUUUUUCACCAACCAUCUUGGAAAAAGAAGGUGGAAAAAGAAAUCAAACAACAGAAAGCUGAAAAGGAAGGUAGAAGAAUAGCUUGCCCCAUUUUAUUAAACACUUCAGUUGCUUUUUCUCAGGGAUCAACAAUUCCUGUUUCAGGAUUGUUUUCUUCGAACUCCAGUUAAUAUUAACUUGACUCCAGUUUAUACUGUAUGUAAAACAAUGCAGAUAGACCUUUUGAAAUGCCUCAAUAGAAUAAGGAAAAGAUCCACUCAUUCAAACACUACUGUCAUGCCCAGACACAGCUAAGACCUCAUUUUAUUGUUAGGGGCAUUUAAAGAAUGUUUAUUUUUCUAGAUUGUGUUGCAUGCUUGAACUGUUGUCACCUUUGAAGUGCUCCAUAUAGCCACAUGUCACUUAGAGUAGGAAAUCUUUUUUUCAUUGACAGUUGCCAUAAAUUUUGGUGAAAUAGUAAUAAAGACAGUUCUACAAUGUUGAUUGCAGUGACAGUUUUGUGGAAACAGAUGUAGGAUUAAUGUGAUAUGAAAGUUGAUGUAUGUUGGUUUUAUAAGCACAGUCUGUCUGAACCUAGGAAUAAUAGAUGUUGUUCCCUCUUUUAGUUGAUGUCUAGUCUGGCACCAUGCCAACCUGAAUGUAAGACACACUAAGGGAAAUAAAAGCUCCAGACACAAA
Messenger RNA from Scophthalmus maximus (turbot), 2887 nucleotides. It is a transcript of the gene arsj, whose product is annotated as arylsulfatase family, member J. The record is from RefSeq and is a predicted model, not a curated record. NCBI's taxonomy places the organism in Eukaryota, Metazoa, Chordata, Actinopteri, Pleuronectiformes, Scophthalmidae. Bases 491 to 2290 code for a protein of 599 amino acids. The transcript is spliced from 2 exons.